AUGGCAAUAGAGCACUCAUCAGUGAAGUGCAGCUUCGUCUACUCAUCCUGUUUUCUAGUACUACUUGUCUUAAACUUCUCGUCAGCGCAAUUGUCCGCAAAUUUCUAUGCAAAAACAUGCCCCAAAGCUCUUUACACCAUCAGAAAUGUCGUCAGUAACGCCGUGGUCAAGGAGCAUCGCAUGGGGGCCUCCCUGCUCCGCCUUCAUUUCCAUGAUUGCUUUGGAUGUGAUGCUUCAGUUUUGCUGGAUGAUACUUCAAGUUUCACUGGAGAAAAGGGGGCUGGUGCAAAUGUAAACUCUUUGAGGGGUUUUGACGUAAUUGACACCGUUAAAACUCAGCUAGAGAGCAUAUGUCCGGGUGUAGUUUCUUGUGCAGAUAUUCUGGCUGUUGCGGCAAGAGAUUCAGUUGUUGCUUUGGGUGGACCGACAUGGAACGUUCAAUUAGGCAGAAGAGACUCUACCACGGCAAGUCUUGAUGAUGCAAACAAAGUUGCCAACAUUCCAUCGCCUGCAAUGGAUCUCAGUGACAUUAUAACCGUCUUUACCAACAAGGGUUUCACCACUAAAGAAAUGGUUGCCCUUUUGGGAUCUCACACAAUAGGCCAAGCCAGGUGCUUAACAUUUCGCAAUCGCGUCUACAACGAGACUCUGAUUGAUGCAUCAUUCGCUACUUCGCUGAAAACUAAUUGUCCUAUCACACUUGGUGAUGACAACCUUACUGCACUGGACGCCAGCUCCCCGAUUCUAUUUGACAACGGUUAUUUCCAUAAUCUUGUUAAAAACGAAGGCCUUCUACAUUCGGACCAACAACUCUUCAGUGGUGGGUCCACGGAUUCUCAAGUUAGUGCUUAUCGAGCCAACUUUAUCACUUUCUUUGUCGAUUUCGCCAAUGCAAUCCUCAAAAUGGGAAAUCUCAGCCCACUUACCGGUAACAAUGGCGAGAUCAGAACUAAUUGCAGGAAAGUCAAUUGAUUUGGC
Coffea eugenioides is the source of this 978-nucleotide messenger RNA. RefSeq names its product cationic peroxidase 1-like. The record is from RefSeq and is a predicted model, not a curated record. NCBI's taxonomy places the organism in Eukaryota, Viridiplantae, Streptophyta, Magnoliopsida, Gentianales, Rubiaceae. The transcript is spliced from 4 exons. Gene Ontology annotation, molecular function: peroxidase activity; heme binding. Gene Ontology annotation, biological process: hydrogen peroxide catabolic process; response to oxidative stress. The coding region runs from base 1 to 972 and encodes 323 amino acids.